Messenger RNA from Helobdella robusta, 858 nucleotides. RefSeq lists its product as hypothetical. Gene Ontology annotation, molecular function: protein binding; serine-type endopeptidase inhibitor activity. The coding region runs from base 1 to 858 and encodes 285 amino acids. NCBI's taxonomy places the organism in Eukaryota, Metazoa, Annelida, Clitellata, Rhynchobdellida, Glossiphoniidae. The record is from RefSeq and is a predicted model, not a curated record. The transcript is spliced from 6 exons.
AUGAUCGAGCCCUGCACGAGAUGCAAAUGCAAGCAGUGGAUACUUUCUUGCAGUGAGGUGGCCUGUCGGGAGCCUGAAUCGUGCGAGUGGAUGGCCCUCUCCAGUAACGACUCCUGUUGCAAAACAUGCAGAGGAUGUUUCGACGAUGUGGUGAAGAGAUUUUUCGAGAACGGGCAGACAUGGUCGCAGGACAACUGCACGCUGUGCAAGUGUGAGGCGGGGGUGACUCACUGCUUCGCUGAGAUGUGCCAGACCAACUGUGCCCACCCCAGAGAGGUCCCUGGACAGUGCUGUCCUGUCUGCGAUAACAAACAUGAGGAUGAGGCACUUGCUGAUAAGAGCGACAGGCAGCCAGCCUACGAGCGUUCGUUGGCGCCGCUCACACAACAUGAGAACAUUAUAUCCACCAUCGGAGAUACCCUGGACGCGCAAGAUAAUCAAGACACCAUGCAACCGGCAGCACCCUGCAGACUCAAGUGCCCAUUCGGAUUCGUGAAGAAGAACAAGGUCCCUGUUUGCAUAUGUGCGAACGAUCCCAAGACUUACAAAACAAAGACCACCACUUCGCUGAACCUCCUACCGACGACACUCAGCGAGUACCCGCUGAUUCCUGCCUGCCCCAAACUCAACGACUGCCGCCUCAACUGCCUCUACGGUCGUCAGGUCGAUGACGAUGGAUGCUUCCUCUGCGUCUGUAACCUCUGCCCUCAACUUGUCUGCAACAAGAAGUGCCUGCCUGGCUUCCAGACCAAUGAAGAUGGAUGCAAAAUAUGCAAAUGUGCAGUCCCCACCCUCAAUAACCACCACACACCAAACAUCUCCCCACCCAACAACAAACACUCCUCCUUCAUCGUAUGA